CCCUAUUACAUGGCCCUAUGAGACUAUUUAUAGCCCUUAUUACAGGUUCUUACUACUAGGGUUUUUGUUAUACAGGGGAAUUUACAUGGUUACCCUUAUGAAAGGGACAUUUACAUGGGUACAUAGUGUAAUAGAGGUUCAUGGACCCUUGAUGGGCCGUUAGGUGAUCGUCGGCCCAAUGGCCCCUAUGCUUGAUGGGCCGGAAAAGGCUUCUUCGGCCCUCGCGGGGGCAAGCUUGCUUUGGCAAAGUCGUCUCCCUUCGGCAUAUACUCUUCGUCCUGCAUCCUUCGCCCAAAUGGCCUCCGGCUUGGCAGAGUACCCGCAUGAUCCUUCGCCUCUCGCCGUCCUUGUUCCAUAGUCUUCGCCAUUGGGGGGGGGGAGGCUUCGCCCCGCCUAACUUUGACGUCUCGGGCUUGGAUCCCCACUCCUCGCAUAGCCUUCGGCAGAUUUUGGCCGAAGGGCCUCAUGCCAUACCGCCAACAAGCCCCUCACGGGCAAGGGUGAGAUUGGAGCUUCGGCCGAGAACGUGCAAACCAUGUGGUAUGUGGUAUGGUAUGUGGCGCCCCCUUUUGACCGAUGCUCCUGCCGAAACCUACAUUGUUCCACAUUGUUCCUGCAAAUAAAGUUUGUUGUCUGUGCGGCUGGUAUUGAUUUGCCGCUCUUCGCCUCAUGCAGACGGUGAUAUAUAUAUUUUUUAUUUUUACCGGGCCGAAAGGAACAGUAAUGGGCCUUCCCUUUGUGGGCUUUUUACUGUGCAGCUCGGUCGAUGGGAAUUUACCGUUUCGCCUACCCUCGCGACACGUGGCGCUUUAUUACUGGUGGGUAGGCGAAACGUCGCCUUGUUGGGCUAUAUAUGCUCCCCCGUUAUCUUUUCACCGCCAGACUUGCCACUUUCACCACUCGCGCUCUCUUCCUUCGUUCUUGCUCUCACGGCACCCCUGGGCCCUUUAGAUUUCUCGCUCACACCCCUUUUUUCGCCACUGCACACACCCUUCGCCACUUCAUACGUCCUUCGUCAUGGCUCCCCGCAAGCCUAACCCCUCUUCGGCAAAAGGGCCUGACCCCGGCCGGAUUGACGACGACACCACCGUCUAUUUAGGGAUUUCUCUCAUAGACGACGGUGAGCUGGCAAAGUUGGUCAGCUCUGGGGCGUUAGUCAAGGGAUAGGCUUUCGCCCCGGGGAAAGCCGUUGUACCGAAGCCCGUCGACAACCGGACAGUGGUGUUCGCAGUGUUUUUUGAGGCGGGGCUCCGGUUUCCAUGCAACGCGUUGUUGCCGGAGAUUCUUCGCCUUUUCCAGGUGGAGCUCCUGCAGUUGAGCCCAUCGGCGCUGGUCCGGAUCGCUAUCUUCGACUAGGCGUGCCGGACUUCCGGGUUUGAGCCAAGCGCCGAACUCUUCGGCACCAUAUUCUUUGCCACCGUGAAUUCAAAGACGGUGAUUACCCCAGCUGGAACGAAGAAGACAGUGUUCGGGAACGUAAACUUUAAUGUUCGCCCCGAGCGGUCCGAUCUCUGGCUGGUGAACGCCGCCAUGUCAAAGUGGGACCGCCAUUGGAUGGCGAGGUGGUUUUACCACACCAUCCCCUUCAAGGCUGGUUCUGACUCCGCAAAAGCCCUUCGGUGUCGGCGCAGGGCGAUUGCGCCGAACCGAAAGAUCAAGAUCGCCGUGAACGACGCUAUGGAGGCACGGUUCGCUCUACUGCGUAAGGUCUGCUCCCGCCUUAGCUGCCGCGACUUGGUGGAGGAAUUCUGCAUGCUUCGCAUAUUUCCCCUCUCCCAGUCGUGGCAAGUCGCAGUUGAGCAAGGCGAAGAGGUUGAUGGUUUGCCGAAGUUGGUUCUCCCUGAAGUGACGAACGGUAAGAUGCCCUUUCGCAAUGCACUCCUACGCUUUGUUAUUUUGCUUUGUUCGACGCUUAAUGUGGCUACACCCUUUAUUUUUGUAGUGUUGACCCUCGACCAGGCUGACACCGAAGCCCGUAGGAUGAUCGGCGACGUGUCGGUCGUCGAGUAUAGCCAACUACUAACGCGACAAGCGGCUGGCCGGGCGAACCAGGUUUACAACGGCGAAUUGCCUCCCCGAGCGAACCCCCACAAGGUCGACGACGAUGCAGGACCUUUGCGAAAGCGAACGCGCGGACAAGUAAAGCUUGCGCCCAGGAAGCGAAGGGUUCCUAUUUCGUCCGAUUCCGACGCCGACGAUGAGGACGACGUCGAAGGUCGUGACGACGAGGAGGAAGGGGAGGAAGAGGAGGAGGUUGAGGUCGUGGUCGAAAAGGCCGCGGACGAAGUGGUCGAAAACCGCGUCGACACCCCUGGCUAUACUCCUACUCCAAGCCCGGGUCACAAUGAGACCGGGUUGGAGUCGAACAACUCCCCCCUUCGUCGAAAGGAGUUGGAUGGGGUGAAGGCGCUAAUUGCGUUUUCGGCAGGCAAGGCAGCGAAGGGAGGUCCGGUCAAAAAGAUUUCCAAGAAGAAAGGACUCGUCGAUGUCGCUCGCGUCUUCAACGACGACGAGUCUUCUGACGAGACUCCGACUUCGCCCGCUGGCCACAGCCUGGACCUUUCGACCGCCCCCGUUCUUUCACUUGGCGCUGAUGGAGCAGACGGUAGCGCCGCCGCUGGGGCUUCAGCCUCCGCGGAACGGAUCGUGACAGCUGCGGCGAGGGUCUUCGGUAGCCCUUUGCGUCAGCCGGUUGUUUCGCCGCUAGUCAAGGCGAAGGGGAAGGGUGCGACCGUUGAAACAUCUGCUUCAGAGUAUUCCCUUGCGGCGCCCCAUUUCGCCCCUGGCAAUUUCGAGACCCGGGCAUACCUUAUUCCCUUUGUGGAGGGAGUAAGCAAUCUUGUCUUACCUGCCAGCACCCCGAGCCUAUUCACCGAACUGAAUGAGUUCGAUGAGGGGUGUUCUGCUAUUAAAAGCUUGGCGGUUCGGAUUCUUACAGCUCACUGUUCGACAGAGCGAACCGUGCGGGCUCGUCUUGACGGAUUUAAGAACCGUCUUUGGGCCAAGGAUGACAAAAUAGGCCGCAAGAACUUGGAGAUGGAGGCCCUCGCCAACACCCUGAAAGAGGCGAAAGCCGAAAACAAGCGGCUCCAAUCCGAGUUGGAGAAAGGAAGAGAGGCUAGGGCCGAGGUCGAUCGCCUCAAGGCCAAACUGAAGAAAGGGAGAGAAGCCAUAGCUGAGGUUGAUCGCCUCCAGGCCGAAUUAAGGAAAGAAAAGGCCCAUUCCGCCGUGCUGACGGAUUAUUAUAACCUUACUGAGCCAAAGAUGGAGGCUCUUCGCCUGGAGGUCAGCAAGGCCGAAGCGAGCGCUGUGGAGGAGUCGCAGCGGUUUUCGCGGGAGAUGGUGAAAACUACCGAAUCUGCAAGAACGGCGUGCCAAACGCUUCGCCUCGCCCUUACUGACAUGGGUGCAAAAGUGCGAGGGGUCCCUACCGAAGAUGCCUCGGCCUUCAACUUCUCCGAGUGGACCCAGCAGGCUGGUGGUUCGGUUUCGGACUGCGCCACUGCGUACGGCGAUUGCUGUGCGCGUGUAUCAGUGGCCUUUACUAUGGGUCUCCUGCAAUAGUUCGGCUGCGAGCACGUCGCCGAGUUCCCUAACUAUGCGAAGGGGGACUGGGAGAUUAGUGCGCAGGACAUUUUGCCUGCACUUCGUGCGUGGCGGAAACAGUUCUGGCAGAAGGACGGCCAGUCCACCGCCAAGGCGCGCCUUUUGGAGCAACUAGCGAAGGCAGAGGCGGCAGACCUUUGCGAAGAAGAGGACGCGGCGGCUGAAGGGGUUGGAGGCGAUGCCCAGGAUCACCCAGAGGUGUAAGGCCCUCCGCCCUUUCCUUAGAUUUUUGUAUUUUUCCUUCUUCUUUUUGUGUUCGCUAGGAGUGGCGAACGAUGUGUAUUUGGUGGGCUGCCGCUAACCUCCUUAUUGUAGCCGAAAAAGGGGCCCUUGGAUAUUUUGAAUAUAUAUGACUCACUCUUAGCCACUUUUUGAUGGUCGAAGUCUUUGGCGUAUUUAUGAUUACGCCCAUUUCACAUUAUGCAAUACUUUUUUCUUUUUUCGCCUAUUCUUACUAUGCAAUUCGCCUUUUGCCCUUUUUGCACUGUCUACCAGGGUGUUCGCCGAAAGUUGUGCAUUCGGCCCCCUUCUGGGAGUUGGCGAUAUCAAAACGAGAAAUUUGUGGCAUUAAAGGAUUUGCCAAAGGUGCGAUGCCCAUUUCGGCCUGUUUAUCGUGAAAUGGUGAUAAACGGACGCAUCUAUAAGGUUUUUAAGGUUGCCGGGUGGCUUUGGGCGCACCCUGGGCGAACCUUAGAAGACUACGAUAUUGUUCAUUCAAGACGUUUGGAGGACAUGGCUCGCUUUGGGCGAAACCAUCAGAAGACAGUUCGGCAGGAGGCGAUCUCCCAGCGUCGUUACAGUCUAGUCUGUAUUUCGCCCCCUUCUCCUCUUAGGGUUGUGUAUGAUAUUAGUAGUGAUGAUGAACCUAGUUCGCCCGAUCACUCCUUAGAAAGAGAGAGAUCGCGGGGGCGAAGAUGUAAUUUAUCUGUAAGCCGGGCUGUAACGCCAUUGCUCCUUUUUCUUCAUUUGUACCAUUGUGAUGUAUUCCUCGAUACAUUUUUAUUUAAAAUCAAUAAAGGUGCGUUUUAUUUC
Molecule: messenger RNA, 4638 nt
Organism: Oryza sativa Japonica Group (Japanese rice)
Lineage: Eukaryota; Viridiplantae; Streptophyta; Magnoliopsida; Poales; Poaceae
Source: RefSeq, a predicted model, not a curated record